AUGGCCACUAUUAAAGCGCCAGCUCGUCUCCCGGAGCUCGUCAAAGCUGCCUUUGCCAAAGCCCUUCACGAAGGCGACCUCUCCUACUUUCCCACGCACGUGCAGGAUGUGCGCGUUGGCGCUCUCUCGUUCCAACUACGGUUCUCGCCCUCUCUCGCAAACAAGCCCAAAGCGCCUCCCAAGCAGCAAGGCACCACCUCGUCGCCAUCGCCAAAGCCGUUUGACCCGUUUGCGUACACGUCGCCGCCGCCCAGGCUCUUCGUCGCUGACGUGGGCGCCGCGCACUUUCUCGUGCUCAACAAGUUUGCCAUUGUGCCGGAGCACUUUAUCCUCGCGACGCGGGACUUCAAGCCGCAGACGCACGUCCUCGACGCCGACGACCUGUACGCCACGCUCGCCUGCAUCCGCGCGUACGAGGAGGGCAGCAGCAGCAGCAGCACCGCGCAUGGCGGAGGCGCGCUGUUUGCGUUUUUCAACUGCGGCGCGCACUCUGGUGCCAGCCAGCCGCACCGUCACAUCCAGCUCCUGCCCGUGGCGGCGAUGCGAGAGGGUCUGCCCGAGGACAGCGCCUGGAGCGUGCUGGCGUCGCGGCUGGACGGCGACGACGGCGCGGUGGCGCCAUUCAGGACCUUUUCGGACGCCAUCGGGUUGGACACCUCACGGGAGGAUCUGCACGCGACGUACUUGAGGCUCUAUGAGCAGGCGGUGCGCGCUGCUGCUGCUGCCAAAGACGACGAACCGGCCGCUGCCAAGUCGGGAGAGGAGGCGGCGGUUAGCUACAACAUGGCCAUGACGAGGGAUCGGCUGGUUCUCUGCCCCAGGCUCGCAGAGGGGGGCUCAAUCAAGGACCCGGACACGGGCGAUGUGGUUGGGCAGGUGUCGCUCAACGGCACGAUGCUGGCGGGCACAGCGCUGGUCAAGACGGAAGCCGAGUGGGAUGCCCUGCGCAGGAGUCCACGGGCACUGACGGCGGUACUGAAGAGUGUGGGCGUUGCGCAGCCGCAUUUCGUCGAAGAGAAUAUUAAACUGUAG
Molecule: messenger RNA, 1032 nt
Organism: Akanthomyces muscarius
Lineage: Eukaryota; Fungi; Ascomycota; Sordariomycetes; Hypocreales; Cordycipitaceae
Exons: 2
Coding region: 1-1032 (343 amino acids)
Biological process (GO): nucleotide metabolic process
Molecular function (GO): ATP:ADP adenylyltransferase activity; ATP binding
Source: RefSeq, a predicted model, not a curated record